AUGGAUCCAAAACUGAUGGACCUCCGUACUGAUGAGGAGAGGGACCGGCCGUUUAUCAGUUCAGUUCAACAGCCUGCCUCUCUGAUGGGAGCAGCCCGUCAGUCUGCAGCAGGGCACCGCAGAGACCGGGACCAGGACCAGCCUCCAGAGGUCCAGAGACACGAGGGACUUCCUGUUUCUGCUGAGAAACUACGGCAGCUGAUAGAGGACAAAGUUCAUCUCCUGCAGUCACUUUCUGCUGAAGACCAGCAGGGAUUGGUGUUUGAGCAGAACCCAGGACAGGAGGGACUGCUGAGGUUUGCUGUUCUGAGUCAGGAGCUGACCUUUCACCUCCAGCAGCUGCAGAGCCGGACCGAGCAGGAGCUCAGCAGCAUCCAAACCCAGCUCGGGGAGAUCGACGGGCGCCGGCGGCAGCUGACCAUCGACCUGUCGGACCUGCAGCAGAAGAAGAAACAGACCGAAGAAGAGCUGAAGACGAGCUCCGGCCUUCCGACUUCCACCCUUCGGCUGUGCGCCGUCCGGGAGCUUCAGGCGUUCAUCGCGGAGCAUUUGGUCCAAUCAGAGAAGCUCGUGUUCCAGGAGCAGGCACUGAGCGCGCUCCGUAACCUGCUGACCCAAGACCUGCGCCGGUACCAGGAGGAGACCCAAAACCUGACCCGCUUCACGCAGAAAAUUCUCCGAAGGUCCGACGGAGGAGAGACCAACCGAGCUGAAGGUGACCGAAGCAUGCAGGGCAAGAGUGAGCCGAAACAGGAAACCAACAUGGACUCAGAACUGGAUUCCAACAAGCGGUCCACCAGCCCCUCGGAGGAGGACUCCCCCACCCCCAGAGCCCCGCCCGUCCCUCAGAACCCCAAAUAUCAGCUGGUGAUGAACAGCGACCUGAAGUCCAACGGGCUCAGCGCCAAGGAGGCCGACGGUCCGACAGGCGGCGGGUCAGCCGGGGAGAACAGCCCCAGACUGUCCCGAUGGGAGACCACCCGUCUGGGGGCGAACCACUACCGUGGGUCCCUGGAGUCCCUGACCUCGCGGGACUGGGACACUGGUUCUGACAGGGCGGGCCUCGUGGACAGCCCCCCCCGGGUCUUCAACAGUCCGUACAUCUCGACCACGUCCAUGGAAUAUAAUCCAUCGAACCGAAUGUCCGAGUUUAAGGUCCAGGGCGGACUCUCUCCGGCCACCUCAGACCUGAACCUGUACAGCUUCAAUGGCCGCAGCGUCAGUCCGGUUCCCCCCUCCUCCCUCACCGCCCCCCGUCCUCGAUUCUCCGCCUACGACACUCUGAUGAGGAGGAGGACCGAGGUCGCCAACCCUGUGGCGCCGGUCCACUACAGCCUGAGGUCCUCCACACUGGGAGCCCCCAACAAGAAAGACUUUGUAGAAGAACUGACCAAACAGCUGGACACCUGUCAGAAGCGAAACCAGUUCCUGGAGGCCGAGAGCGUGGAGAUGGAGAAGGAGAGGAACCAGAUCAGGUUUGAGAUGCGCGCCCUGCUGGUGAACAACGAGGACCUGCUGAGGACCAACACUCAGAUGAACAACGAGCUGAAGAGGACCAGGGAGCAGAUCUUGGAGCUGGAGAGCGACAACCAGUCCCUGAGAGAGAGUCUCCGGGAGAUGGAGUUCGAGGUGAAAGAAGCUCGAGAAAUGAUGGUGGAGGCCAACACCCAGGAGUACGCCUUCAACUUCCUGCAGCAGUCGCUGAAAAACAAGAUCCAGGACGCUGAGGAGAACCUGGAGAAGCAGACGCAGCACACCCAGACUCUGGCUGAGAAGCUGUGGUUGGCAGAGAGGAAGGUGGAGGACCUGGAGGUGGACAAAGAGACUCGAGACAAGAAGACGUCUGAGCUGAACAACACCGUCCUGAGGCUGGAGACAGAGCUGAGCGAGGCCCUGCAGGCGUCCACCCAGGCCGCAGCAGAGCUGAGCCUGCAGCAGAAGCUGCGAGAGGACGACCAGAUCAGGAUGGAGGAGCUGGAGGAGACUAUUCUGGAGAAGGAUCAGGAGGUUCAGAAGCUGCAGGUUCUCGUCACCAAACUGCAAGGAGAGGUCUCAGGGAAGCUGAUUGAUAAGGAGCGGACCCUGGAGGAGGAGAUCCAGCUGAGGGAGCGUCUGCAGCUGCAGUGCAGGCAGGCGGAGAGGACCGUGGAUGAUCUCACCAUGGAGCUGCAGAACACGAACCAGGCCAAGGACGACCUCGCCAAGCAGCUCAAACUGGCUCAGGAGAAGCUGAUCGACUUGGAGACUGAGCUGGAGGACUUCCACGAGAGCGAGCAGAGAUGGGCGGCCAAGCAGAAGAGGGCCAUCGAGCAGACCGAACAGCUGCAGCUGAAACUGAUCCAGGAGAAAGAUCUGAGCGACCAGCUGGAGACGGAGAAGGCCGUCAUGGAGAGACAGCUGCGGGAGCUGCGUGUGGAGGUGGAGGAGCUGCAGAGCUCCAGGCUGCAGGAGGACGUCGUCUCCCGAGCCGAGAGUCGGGUCAAAGAGCUGGAGACCGCCCUGAGGACCGAGGAGAGGAACAAGUCGGGUCUGGUGAACUCUGUCAGCAAACUGGAGCGCCGGAUCAACGAGCUCAGUGACCAGAUGGAGGAGGAGCACCGCAUCGCCACCGAGCAGAAAGAACUGAUGACCCAGAGGAUCCGCUCUCUGAAGCGGCAGUUGAACGAAGCCGAGGAGGAGGCGAGCAGGAAGGAGGCGCAGUGCCGUCACACCCAGAGGGAGCUGGCUGAGGAGCGGGAGACGAGCAGCCGGCUGCAGAGGCAGCUGCUGGACCAGCACCUGCAGACCAAGAGGAAGGAGAACCUGACGAUCCGUCAGACUCUGGACAACCUGCGCUUGGACCUGAGCGGCGACGAAGACGAUGAUGAAGAUGAGCCGCAGGAACAAUCGAACACCGUCACCAAAGUUUAAACCUGGAGGGGAAACAUGUAAAUACAGCUCGCCGCCGAGAGGAACGCCAGGCGACACCAGGAAGUUUGUCACCGUCUGGGGGUCGGAGCUUUUCCUGAAACAUGAAAUUUAGUUGAAUCAAUUUUUUCCUCUCGAUGUACAGGAACUAACUUUAAUCCUUCACAAUAAGAGCCUUUAAAUGUCUGAACCGCAGCCAGGCUUUUACUGUGAAGGAUUCAAAUAUAUUCUUUGAGCUUUCUCCUCAGUAAUGAGGCUGUUGCUCCUGUUGGCUGUGGUGAAGAAAGAGCUGAGCAGAGGACCAGGUCCAGAUCCUCUCUGGGUUUCCGUUCUGGACUCGUUCAGGUCGACACGAAGGAAAAGACCACUUCCUGUUUGGUUCUUCCUCCGUGGGGCUUCAGGCUUGUUUUGGGUUUUCAGCGUCCUGAAUAAAGAAACGUUGGUGAACUGCGUCGCGUUAACGAACUGCAGCUUCGUUUUUAACGUUUUAAGAGUUUUACAGUAUUUUGGUCGUAUUACAGGGUCGUUAAACUAAUAGUAGCUGUUGGUUCACUCUGGGAAUCUUUAAGAAGAGAUUUAAAAAGUUUCAAACGUCACUUCCAGUUUAUUUAUACGUGUCGUUUCCGUGAUUUUAACAUGUUGGAUUUCUAGAAUAAAAACCUUCUGUCGGGUCAAACUGUGGAAGAGCUGCUGCUUCAGGGUUCCAGAAACUAAAGGUCACGUUCAACAAAUCCUCGUUUUAUUCUGUAAAUAUUUCGGUUUGAUCUUCAGCUGACAGGAAGCUCAGUUAACUUCAGUCUGUUUACAUUUGCUGCUUUUUCUCCACGUUUUUAACUUUUAAAACAUCUUUUUUCAGUAAAAUGAUGUUAAAGCUAACACACGAUGUAUGUUCACGUUUAACU
Nematolebias whitei (Rio pearlfish) is the source of this 3809-nucleotide messenger RNA. RefSeq names its product myosin-9. The record is from RefSeq and is a predicted model, not a curated record. The transcript is spliced from 23 exons. Bases 1 to 2910 code for a protein of 969 amino acids. NCBI's taxonomy places the organism in Eukaryota, Metazoa, Chordata, Actinopteri, Cyprinodontiformes, Rivulidae. Gene Ontology annotation, cellular component: myosin complex.